Messenger RNA from Angiostrongylus costaricensis, 585 nucleotides. The record is from the annotation of a GenBank genome assembly. NCBI's taxonomy places the organism in Eukaryota, Metazoa, Nematoda, Chromadorea, Rhabditida, Metastrongylidae.
AUGCCAAGUACGGUGCAUCACCUGCUGCUCUCAUCUUUCUAUCUGGUCGGCUUGUCCAGUCAUGAAACGAAAUCGUGUUACGCUUGCGCUUCUGAAGGUCUCUCUUCUCGAUGGCAGAUUACAGGAUUACCGCGCCUCCAGGAUAGUUAUUUCACUGACUGCUCAGCACAGAAUGUCGGAAAAUUACAGACGGAGAGCUGUACUGGAAGCUGCUUCACAUAUAUGUUCGAAGAUCCUGAUAUUUUUCCAAUAGUUGGAGGGCAAGUACUGAGCUGCUACGAGUGCACUCCACAGGAGGGAAAGAAUUGCAAGGACAAAGACAGAAAGUGUUCAUCGAAGAAGUACUGCUCGAAACAAACGGUCAAUUUCGGAGGUCAUCAGGUAGCGAAAUCCUGCUCGAACAUCAACAUACUCGGCAUCGAUAAUUCCUGUGUCAGCUACGACGUUCUGACGAAUCCAGGCGGAGUAACGGUUCGCAACAAAUACUCCCAGUGCUAUUGUCGUGACCAGCAAUUCUGUAACGAAGUCUCGCAACCAACGAUCAGGCUCGCAUUUCUCAUCGCAUUGUCCGUGCUUUUCCGCUAA